AUGCUUAGGCCUUUGAUCGAGCCCCCAGUGGCUGGCGAUGCCUCUAAUGGGCUUGACAUAGUUGUUAUUCCGGCUUGGGGACUCAGCCAGCCGUCUCAAGGGGCUAGGUCAUCCCUAUUCUCGUGGUCAAGAAAACUUUCCGAUGACCUUGGGCCUAGUGUCACAAUAUUCGAGUACCAACUGGAUCAAGAAAAUGGAAAAUCUCUUUCUGACCAUGUACUGAACGGCGGAAGCAACUUGCUCAAAUCAUUGAGAAGCCAUCGGCCCAACAACAAGUCGAAACGAUCCAUUGUUUUUAUUUCUUAUAGUACUGGUGGAUUCGUUCUGAAACAGGCCUUAUGCCUUGUUAGAAUUCAUUUUCACGAAUGCGGGUAUCUGUUACCGGCAAUUUCUGGGCUAAUCUUCUUGGGUGUGCCACAUUUUCAGAGAAAUGCUACAGCGGCCGAAGUGAAGCAAACGAUCGAAUUUCUUCUCAAGUUCCAUAACAAAGAAGCCAACAAGAAUUGUCAAACACCAAACGAUGCAAAGGCUUUGAUUAGCCUAUGUCGAGAAUUUGAGAGAUUAAAUCUGAACAUUCCCGCAAUUUCUGUUUACGAAAGCCAGACGGCGACGAAUGAGAGUAGCUACUUUGCAAGAUUUUUAAACACAUCACAAGGCCAAGUUAUUGUUCCACAACGAUUAUCUCAAGUAGGGAUUGCUGGAGAGCAGCUCGUUGACAGCCAGUCGAGUCAUGCUAGAGUUUGUGAUGUUGACGUGACGGGCGACGCAUACGGCAAAAUACAGUGCUUGCUCUCGGAUAUUAUGAGGACGGCACCAGAGAGGAUUGCACUGAUGAGCUCACCAUACAAAGUUCCGCCUCGUCUGCGAUACGCCACUCUUCGAAGUGAUGCUGGAUCGUACGAAACUGAUCAUCUGCUGCCUGGAACAGCGUCUGUCCCCACAUCUUAUCCAGAAGGAUGUUCAACUGCAGGAUCGACUGUUGCAUCAUUCGAGAUGGUGCCACUUGUGACCCCGCUAGAAGGAAGCGAAAAAGAGCCCAUUCUUCCAUGUUUCAUGCUUAGUUCGCAGCACCGGGCGGAGCAUUUCUUAGGACGUGACGAUAUGUUGGCGACUCUCGACAGAUACUUGCUCCAAGAGCAAAAAGACGCACCAGAUGAUACUCAGCGAGCAAGUAUACGCUCAUUUGCCAUCUGCGGUCUUGGUGGUGUAGGUAAAACAACAUUGGCCGCUGAAUAUGCCGUUUCGCGGCAGCAUGUCUUUGACGCCAUCUUUUGGCUCAACGCAGAUGACUCCAACAUCCUUGGAAAUAGCUUUGCGCAUAUAUCAGCAAAAUUAGGACUUGAGGAAGGAUCCUCCUCUGAUAUAGCCGCAAGCCAUAGUAUUGUUAUGAAUUGGCUCUCUAAGCCGCUAAAGAGGCCUUCAGAGCCAGAGACGCAGGAAAAUCUGGCAAAGUGGUUGAUCAUAUUCGAUAAUGUUGAUAACCUGGACGUGCUUUCCGAGUUUUGGCCCGGACUCGGACGAGGCUCAGUGCUUGUCACAAGUCGAGACCCGCAGGCCAAGCGGAACAUGCACAUACGGGAUGGAACACAAUUGCCUGGUCUGUCUCUGGUAAACACACAGCUGCUUCUGGAACAGUUGACAGAUUCUCCUGCUACAAAGGCCCAAGAGAAAGCCAUCCAAUCUAUUGCCGGCAAACUCGGUGGGUUACCCUUGGCCAUUAACCAGAUGGCUGGCCUAUAUCGACAACUGAGAUGCUCGCAUACAGACAUUGCGAAACUCCUUGACGACAAAGGAAUAGCGACCACCUUUCAAACCACAGCUGAUCUCUACAAGGGCCAAGAAAGUCAAUCUCUGGCUACAAUCUGGGCGCUUGAUCGAUUAGAAGGUCCCACUCGAGCGCUGCUUCAAGUCAUCUGUCUUCUAGACCCAGAUGCGAUACCGCAAGAGUUGCUGGCCAGUUUUUCUGUUGAACCAGAUCUUGCAGAAUACCCAAAAACCAUGUUGGAAUAUUUAAGAGCAAGAGGGGAGUUAUUGUCCUCAUCCUUGAUAAACUUAGACGAAGAGAGCGGAGAAAUCUCCAUACACCGUCUUAUUCAAGACUCCGUGCUACAUGACAUGAGUCCUGAACAGCUAGACGCAGCUUAUCACACCGCCAUUGCCCUAGUUAUUGCGGUUUGGCCAUUUCAGUCAAUGAAGGAGCAUCAUUCAAUUGCAAGGUUUGGCAAAUGUGAAACUUUUUUCCCAAGCGUCCUACGCUUGAAGGAUGGGUUAGAGCCCAUGAUACGACAGGGAAGCUACUCACCGAAAAAUUUAGGAGUAGCUCGUCUGUUUAACGAUGUCGGCUGGUAUAUGUUUGAACGAGGCCUACCAGACAAAACUGUCCCAUUUUGCAAUGUUGCGCUAAUGAUCGGAGAGCAAAUGAAGAGCCUUGACAGCAUUGAGGCUCACGAAGUCAUUCGAGAAGGUCACUCGUUUAUCGGAAUCGCUCUUGUCGAAACAAAUAGUCACGAUAAAAGCCAAAAGCAUAAACAGCAAUGGCUUGAUAUGCUCCUCGAGAGAAGAUCAGAGUCUGGACUCCAAAUUAGAGACUACGAACUUGGCUAUGCCUACAACGAGAUUGGCGUGGCAUAUGGCAACAAUGGCUUGUGUAAACAAGCAUGCGAGGCUUUCCACGAAUCUAUCCAAAUCUUUCAGGGCUUGGAAGAUUAUACAGAUACUAUGCUCGGAUGGCCGCAGCCUAACUUGGGUUUUAUGUACUGGUUAUUAAAAGACUACCACAACGCCGAGAAGGUACUAAUUGAGAUUUUGGAUAUUCAUGCAAUUGUGUGGGGCGUUGAUGAUACGAGGUCAUUCAAAACUGGAAAGAUUCUUUAUGGGCUGGGUAACGUACUAGAGGCUCAGGGCCGGCUUCAGGAAAGUCUGGUAUUUCAUCAACGAUGCUAUGAGCAAUAUAGCAAAGUUCUCGGAAACAACCAUCAUAGAUUUGGUGACGUCUGCCAUAAGAUGGCUGGGCACUGCAUCAGAUUACAUCGCUUUCGAGAAGCUGAAGACUAUCUCAACAAGGCUUUGAAAGCGUUCAAGCUGCGCCCAUAUCUGGUGAACGAGACUGCAAGAACAACGUACUUGAAAGGGAUGCUGUACCAAGAAAUGGGGCGGAUGGAGGAGGCUAAUAAAGAAAUGAGAAGAGCAUACGAAAUGAGGAAACGCCUGAAAAGAACAGAUAGCCGACCUUUGGAACAACUGGAUGAGACAGAUUUUGAUCAACUGGUGGCGUUUUGGUCUAGAUAG
This is a messenger RNA of Trichoderma gamsii, 3288 nucleotides long. Its product is annotated as tetratricopeptide repeat domain-containing protein. The coding region runs from base 1 to 3288 and encodes 1095 amino acids. Gene Ontology annotation, molecular function: protein binding; ADP binding. Lineage: Eukaryota; Fungi; Ascomycota; Sordariomycetes; Hypocreales; Hypocreaceae. The record is from RefSeq and is a predicted model, not a curated record. The transcript has 9 exons.